This is a messenger RNA of Pungitius pungitius (ninespine stickleback), 1534 nucleotides long. RefSeq names its product harbinger transposase derived 1 (gene harbi1). Bases 76 to 1104 code for a protein of 342 amino acids. The record is from RefSeq and is a predicted model, not a curated record. The transcript is spliced from 7 exons. NCBI's taxonomy places the organism in Eukaryota, Metazoa, Chordata, Actinopteri, Perciformes, Gasterosteidae.
UUAAAUCAAAGGAUGGUUGUUCCUGUGGUUUGUUUAGGUUGUUAAACUGCAUGACUUCUGUGCUAAUGCUUAAGCAUGGCCAUCCCUAUAGCCAUCCUGGACUGUGAUCUGCUCUUACAUGGUCAAGGCCAUAAGACCCUGGACCGCUUUGACCUGGGCUCCGUCCCAGACACUGUCCUCCUCUCCCAAUUUGGCUUCCCGAGAGAGUUUAUUCUCUAUCUAGUGGAAUUACUAAGAGAGGCUCUCUGUAGACGCACACAGCGAUCCAGAGCCAUCAGUCCUGAGGUCCAGGUGUUGGCCGCUCUGGGCUUCUACACAUCUGGCUCAUUCCAGACUUCCAUGGGCGACACUAUUGGGAUCAGCCAGGCAUCAAUGUCAAGAUGUGUAUCUAACGUGACCAGAGCCCUGGUGGAAAAAGCUCCGCAGUUCAUCGCGUUCAACAGAGAUCCCUCCAGCACAGAGCAGUUUCAGAGGGUUGCAGGAUUCCCAGGAGUCCUGGGAGUGCUGGACUACGUUCAGGUCACCAUCAAAGCUCCCAACAGCGAAGACUCGUCAUACGUGAACAAGAAGGGGUUUCACUCCGUGGGCUGUCAGCUGGUUUGUGAUGCCAGGGGAUUGUUACUCAGCGCGGAGACACACUGGGCAGGAGGCCUCAGAGACACGGAUGUCCUAAAAAGAUCUACUCUCCACAAACAGCUGCAGGAGUUAGAAGAGGGUUGGCUGCUGGGGGACCGUCGUUACCCUCUAAGGAGGUGGUUGAUGACCCCGGUGGACUCCCCAGAGUCCCCUGCAGAGUUUCAAUACAACCUGGCCCACACGGCUACGCAUGAGAUAGUGGACAGGACCUUCAGAGCUAUCCAGACCAGAUUCCGAUGUUUGGACGGCACCAAAGGAUACCUACAGUAUUCUCCGGAGAGGAGCUCGUCCAUCCUGCUGGCCUGCUGCGUCCUCCACAACGCAUCCCUGCAGUCCGGGUUAGACGCCUGGACUCUGGAGAGAACGGACCCGCUGGAGCAGCCCGAGAGCCUCGAACAGAGACCUGAGGACCGCGACAGCCAGGCGGAGGACCUCCGAAAACAGCUGAUAGCCAAACACUUCAGCUGAAAGGCGGGUCGAAAGGAAGACAAGACUAAAUGUAUAUCUUUUUUAAAAAAAUGACAUGAAAGUUGUCAUUUGAAGCCAGAAAGUCCACAGACACAGUGUUGCUGAUGCAGGUUUUUUAUAUUUUGCUUUUUUCUACUCUACUGACUACACUAAGAUAACAUAGUUGUAUAUGGAGGAACAUGCAAGACGCUAUACAACAAACAAAGACAACAUUAAACCCAAACACAUUUGAAACAACUUGAGUUCCUGGACAGCGCUGGAUUAUUUCUGCUCAAACAUAUUCAUGAAGAGGUCGGAAUAAUCAAGCGCUCCCUGGAGGUUUACAACUAUUUGAACUGUGUGCAGCUGCUGUGUUACCUAAGCUUCUUUACAGGUGUAAAAAGUCCCCUCCCUUUUUUUCAACCCCCCCACCCCUUCCCCCACUCUUUAC